Molecule: messenger RNA, 2118 nt
Organism: Ruditapes philippinarum (Manila clam)
Lineage: Eukaryota; Metazoa; Mollusca; Bivalvia; Venerida; Veneridae
Exons: 1
Coding region: 1-2118 (705 amino acids)
Biological process (GO): DNA integration
Molecular function (GO): nucleic acid binding
Source: RefSeq, a predicted model, not a curated record
AUGAAGCCUCACUUAAACAUUUUCAAAAACACUCAGUCAGCACUAAAUUCAAACAAGUCAAUUGUCCUUCCUAGACCUACAGACCAACUUUGGAUAGUCACUGAUGGGUCAGUCAAGAAACGUGGCAUUGGCGCUACAUUAUACGUUACGUGGCAUGGCAAGCUGUUACUCGCUGGAUUCUUCAGUGCCAAGUUACGAAAACACCAGGUCACUUGGUUACCUUGUGAGAUAGAGGCUCUUGGCAUUGCAGCCGCAGUCAAGCACUUCAGUCCAUACAUUAUACAGUCCAGUCAGCAGACGUGUGUGCUAACAGACAGUAAACCGUGUGUUCAAGCAAUUGAUAAGUUAUGUAGAGGCGAGUUUUCUGCUAGUCCAAGAGUGACAUCCUUUCUUUCUGUUGUUAGCCGAUAUCAAGUACAUGUUAAACAUCUUGCUGGUUCUGCCAAUGUCCCAUCUGAUUUUGCCAGCCGCAACGCACCAGAAUGUGAAAACCCCACUUGCCAAAUAUGUACAUUUAUUCAUAUCACUGAGGAUUCUGUUGUUAGAGCGAUUAACAUAGAGGAUGUACUUAACAGUAAGAGCCGCUUACCAUUCACAUCCAGAUCAGCUUGGAAAGAUAUUCAGUCAGAGUGCCCAGACCUUAGACGCGUUCAUUCACAUUUAUUACAAGGCACUAGGCCUUCAAAGAAACUAACAAAUGUUAAAGAUGUCAAACGUUACCUCAACUCUGUAUCUAUUGCCAAGGAUGGUAUACUUGUCGUAAAACAUACUGAUCCUCUUGUGUCUUCGGUUGACCUAAUUGUCGUACCCAGAUCUGCCAUUGAUGGUCUUAUCACCGCCUUGCAUAUCAAACUUGACCAUCCAUCAAAACAUCAAAUUCUACAGGUUUUGAAGAGACAUUUUUAUGCCUUGGACAUGAGCCAAGCAGUUGAAAGAGUAUCUGACAUGUGUCAUAGCUGCGCGUCUUUACGUAAACUACCAACAGGGUUUUGUACUCAAUCCUCAGAAGACCCUCCUGAGGUAGUAGGAAUGAGUUUCGCUGCAGACGUCAUGAAACGUAAUAAACAGUUAGUACUUGUGUUAAGAGAAACAUCAACUUCAUACACUGUUGCCUCCAUAGUAGAAAAUGAAAGAAGAGAUACUAUAAGAGAUUCCUUAGUAUGCCUGUGCACUGAGUUACAUCCAAUUCAUGGACCUCCUGCUGUCAUUCGAGUUGACGCUGCUCCAUGUUUUACAUCUUUGAGAGAUGACGCCAUACUCCGUCGUCUGAAUAUAACCUUAGAUAUUGGUCGCGUGAAAAAUGUUAACAAAAACCCUGUAGGAGAAAAAGCAAUUCAAGAGCUUGAAGAUGAGAUCAUACGUAUUGAGCCAGAUGGCGGUUCGCUUUCUAAGGUUCAACUGGCGAUUGCUGUCGCGAAACUGAAUUGUCGCAUCCGUCGUGAAGGAUUAUCAGCUAGAGAGUUGUGGACGCAAAGAAAUCAGUUUACUCAUGAACAACUUCCUAUUUCGGACAGAAAUGUUAUUUCUCAACAGUAUCAGGCACGUUUAGAAAAUCACAGUGCAAGUGAAAAGUCCAAAAGCUCUAAGUCAUCUGUGAAAGCCUCUCAUGUUAGUGUAGGAGAUAUAGUUUACUUAUAUUCUGACAAGAAUAAAUUACAUUCAAGGCAAAGAUACCUUGUAGUGUCAAAAGAAGAUGAUUGGUUUUACAUAAAGAAGUUCAUCGGUAACCAGUUACGCGCUUCCUCGUAUAAAGUGAAACAAAAUGAAUGUUUCCGCGUUCCCACAGAAAUACAAAAUUUUAAUCUUUCUAAGUGCAAAUUCCAGCAAGACAAUGAUAGCGACGAUAUAGACAGUGACAUUUGUGUUCCUCAGGACAACGUUCAUAUUCCGCCUUCAUUAACUGCACCACUAGGAGCUACAGAAAUGCCUGAAGUUCAGAGUCCUCCGAGUGUUAGUGGAGAAAUGGACACACAUGAACCUGACACUGAAACAUCUCUUAGUCUUACUGACAGUACUAACUCUAGUUUAAGUUAUACUAAUGAGGGGACUGAAUUACAUUCAGAAAGACCGCAGAGGCUCCGCAAGCAACCUAAAUACCUUGAUGAUUACAUUACAUAG